Rotaria sordida is the source of this 414-nucleotide messenger RNA. Lineage: Eukaryota; Metazoa; Rotifera; Eurotatoria; Philodinida; Philodinidae. The record is from the annotation of a GenBank genome assembly.
AUGACAUCUAUAUUACUUAUUCUAAUUAUCAUCUUCAUAAUGGAUGUAUUUAUGAUGAUUCGUCGACAAAAACUUACACUCUUUAUUGAUGCUAAAGAAUCAUCAACAGUUCUUGAAUUAAAAAAAAUGAUUGAAGGUAUAACAAAAGUACCAUCAAAUAAUAUACGUUUAAUAGUUGAUUCAACAAAACAACCAAUGGAUGAUGAUAAUCAAACACUUGCUGAUUGUGGAUUAUCAGGAGCUGUAGCUAAGGCCUAUUCUCCUACUCUUCUUUAUUUAUGUUACCGUAAGACUGGUAAUGAAAAUGAAUGGGAACCAAUUGACGUUGCUGAAUUGAGUACGCCACCACCAUUGCCUGAUGUAUUUAACAAACCGGACGAUGAUAAAAAAGACAAUACUCAAAUUGCUUCUUAA